Coregonus sp. 'balchen' is the source of this 3135-nucleotide messenger RNA. NCBI's taxonomy places the organism in Eukaryota, Metazoa, Chordata, Actinopteri, Salmoniformes, Salmonidae. The record is from the annotation of a GenBank genome assembly.
AUGUACAAAAAGUUGUUUUGCUUUGUCCGUGUACGCAUGCGCAGACAGGUGUCAUACGUCACGUUCAUUCACGUUGCGCAAUCUUUGGUUGAGUUUUUGCUGCUUCAGCUGUCACUUUCCUUAAACCCCUUUCUUUCUCUUCUCUCUGUUGCAUGCUUCGGGAACAUGGGGUUCAUCACCGGAGUUAUUGCUUUCUUUUACCACUUACCUCAAAUGGACAUCAAUCUUGUCUAUAUUGAUGUCCACUGCGUUCCUCAUACUUAAGAAGUGUCCGGGACUUUGCGAAAACCUGAACACUGAACGGGAGGACCGGAACCCAUGCGACUUUGACUGGGUCAGUAUCAGGGUAGUGUUGCAGCGCUGUUGCGCUAAAUCUUCUGGGGUGUGUUGUUACUGUAAAUAUGUAUUUUACAAUACUUGUGGGGCCUGUCUUACAGAGAGAAGUGGAGAUUGUAACGGCACUGUUUAUUUCGUUCACUCGUCCUAACAUAGGGCGGCACACAAUUGGCCCAGCGUCGUCUGGGUUUGGCCGGUGUAGGCCGUCAUUGUAAAUAAGAAUUUGUUCUUAACUGACUUUUCUAGUUAAAUAAAGGUAAAAUAAAAAAAAUAAAAAAACCUUUUCUAUCCUUGAGUUUUAUUAUUGCUCUUGCUCUACUCCUCCCCGUUGUCUCCCUCCCCCCUCCCCCCUCUCUCUCUGUUUGUCUGUCAUGAACCCUAACCUUUCUCCCGUUCUCCAGUCACCAUAGAGCAGCAUGCAGGGAACCUGUUUAUGUUCAUUAAGGUGGCCAACGUCAUCCUCUUCUUCAGGCUGGACAUCAGACUGGGCAUCCUCUACUUCCUACUGUGUAUUGGUGAGCUGACAUACUGUCAUACUACCCUUAAUGUCACUGCUAUCAGUUAUUAUGCAUUAUAACUAGUGACCAGAGGAAGUUGUUGGACUCCUUGUUAAGACAAGACAAUGCAUACUUCAGGGUUUGAGUUGGACUUUGACUUUGUUAGUCGAAACCAACCAGUGUGUAUAUGCUCUGUGAGUGAUUUUGGCAGCAUGGGUUAGGAGUUAGGGUUAGUACCAAGUAUACUGAACAAAAAUAUAAACGCAACAAUUUCUAAGAUUUUACUGAGGUACAGUUCAUAUAAGGAAAUCAGUCAAUUGAAAUAAAUUAGGCCCAAAUCUAUGGAUUUCACAUGACUGGGCAGGGGUGCAGCUAUGGGUGGGCCUUGGAGGGCAUAGGCCCACCCACUGGGGAGCCAGGCCCAGCCAAUCAGAAUGAGUUUUACCCCACAAGGCCCACCCAUGGUUACACGUGAUCUGCGGUUGUGAGGCCGAUUGGACGUACUGCCAAAUUCUCUAAAACGACGUUGGAGGCAGCUUAUGGUAGAGAAAUUAAAGUUACAGUCUCUGGCAACAGCUCUGGUGGACAUUCCUGCAGUCAGCAUGCCAAUUGCACGCUCCCUCAAAACUUGAGACAUCUGUGGCAUUGUGUUGUGUGACAAAACUGCACAUUUUAAAGUGGCCUUUUGUUGUCCCCAGCACAAGGUGCACCUAUGUAAUGAUCAUGCUGUUUAAUCAGCUUCUUGAUAUGCCACGCCUGUCGGGUGGAUGGAUUAUAUUGGCAAAGGAGAAAUACUCACUAACAGCGAUGUAAACAAAUUUGUGCAAAACAUUUGAGAGAAAUACGCUUUUUGUGCGUAUGGAAAGUUUCAGGGAUUUUUUAUUUCAGUUCAUGAAACCAACACUUUACAUGUUGCAUUUAUAUUUUUGUUCAGUAUCUAUUCUGCAGUAUCAUAUACCAAGAAUGUUGCUGUUUCCUAUCCUAUCCCAGCAUUCGUCAUGACCUGCAAACCACCACUCUACAUGGGCCCAGAGUACAUCAAGUACUUCAGUGAAAAAACCAUAGACGUAAGUGUGGUGAUCCAAGCCUUGAGACAUGACAGCCAUGAGUGUGAAGAUUAGACACCAUACUGUAGACUGUUGAUCCUAGUUAGCUGACUGUCAUAACCAUAUUACUGACUGUAAGUGAGCAUUAGAUGUUAUUUAUUUACAACAGGCUAAGUGUUAGUAAUCCAUGUUCUACUGCUCUAGUAACCCUGCCUGCCAGGCUAAUGAUGGUACUUUUAGUAGCAAAAGACACCCACCUGGGAACCAGACUACUGUUCCAGUGAUCUAUUUAGGUAAUCUAAUGUAAUCUGGUCUAAUCCCAUUGGACAGGAAGAGCUGAAUCAUGAUACUCGCGUGACGUGGGUCGUUGAGUUCUAUGCUAACUGGGCUCCUGAGUGUCAGUCCUUCGCCCCAGUCUUUGUCGACCUCUCCCUCAAGUUAGUAUUCUCCCUCUCCAUUUUAUCUGUGUACAUUUACCCCCUCCUCUACUCUUAUCCCAGUGAAACACACGUCUCUAAUGUUGUUGUGUUAACUAAACAUGGCUGUCUCCUGUUCUCCUCCUUGGUUUUGCAGGUAUAACUGUACUGGACUGCGGUUUGGGAAGAUGGAAGCUGGCCAGUACGGAGAGGUGGCUCAGAGGUAAGACUUUCCCUCUUUGACAUUGGAAGUGUCUCUGACAAACUAUAUUUUCAUGAGAAUGCCACAUGACAUUUUUUAAUUUACAUUCAAAGACACUAGACUGCAUGUCAGUCUGUCUAAAUGGAAGACAAUAAGGAAUUGCUUAUUUCCAUAGCCUGAAUUUUUUCUGACGUGUGCUGACUGAAUAUGUAUUUUUCUACAGGUACAAGGUUAGCACCUUUCCUCUGGCCAAGCAGCUCCCCUCAUUGGUGCUUUUCCAGUCAGGGCGGGAGGUCAUGAGACGUCCAAUGGUGGACAAUAAGUGUCAAGCUGUGUCCUGGACUUUCAGCAAGGUGUGUGUUGUGGGGAAUCUUCGGUCUGUGUGGGGGCUUGUGUGUGUGUGACUUGAUGAAGUGUGUAAAUGGCUUUAGGUCCCCACUUACAUAACCGUGUGUCUCAUUCACGUCUAGGAAAACAUAAUCCGUGAAUUCAACCUGAACGAGCUCUUCGAGGCAUCUAAGAUAAAGAAGGGUCGUGGUGUGAAAGGAGAGGACCAGAACCCCUCACUACCAGAGGAGAGCAGCGAAGAGCCCCAACCUGAACCAGACACCACAGCAGAGAGCAAGAAAGACCAGUAG